GUGGCAACGGCCCCUUCAUAUCACUCAGAGGCCUCCUCUCCCCCCCGGGCAUCUCGAGAGACCGCUGCCCUCCGCUUACACUGCUGUCUCCUACCCUGCUGCCCGCCUUCACCCCUCACGUCCACCAGAAGAAGAAGAAGAAGAAGUAGAAGAAGAAGUACAGGAAGCAGGAGUAGAAGAAGAAGAAGAAGAAGAAGAAGAAGCAGGAGUAGUAGAAGAAGAAGAAGAAGAAGAAGAAGCAGGAGUAGUAGAAGAAGCAGAAGAAGAAGAAGAAGAAGAAGAAGUAGAAGAAGCAGGAGUAGAAGAAGAACCAGAAGAAGAAGAAGAAGUAGAAGAAGAAGAAGAAGCAGGAGUAGAAGCAGAAGUAGAAGAAGAAGAAGAAGAAGAAGAACCAUCGGCGGCCCCAUGGAUCUCUUCUCUUCCUCCCAGGGGUACUACGACGAGGCCUCCUCUCCGGACAGCCUGGACUUCGGCGGCGGGGGCCUGGAGCUGGCCGGCUCCGAGGAGGACGAGCACUUCAGGGUCCCGGGCGCGGACCACCAGCCGGGCCACUGCCUGCAGUGGGCCUGCAAGGCCUGCAAGCGCAAGCCCACCACCAUGGACCGCCGGCGGGCCGCCACCAUGCGGGAGCGUCGGCGGCUGAAGAAGGUGAACCACGCCUUCGAGGCCCUGCGCCGCUGCACCUCGGCCAACCCCAGCCAGCGGCUGCCCAAGGUGGAGAUCCUGCGCAACGCCAUCCAGUACAUCGAGAGCCUGCAGGACCUGCUGCACGAGCAGGUGGAGCAGUACUACGCCCUGCCCGGCCAGAGCGGCUCAGAGCCCGGCAGCCCCCUGUCCAGCUGCUCCGACAGCAUGGCCGACUGCAACAGCCCCGUAUGGCCGCAAGUGACCGCCCUCUACAGCGGCGGCUACUGUUACGUUAAGAAUGACGGCCAGGUCAGCAAGGCGGCCGGGGCCUCCAGCCUGCAGUGUCUCUCCAGCAUCGUGGACCGCCUCACCUCCGCGGAGGUCCCCCACGCCGGGCCCCCGGGGGUCCCCAGCGACGGCUACUCCUGCUCCCCUGACUCCCAGCCCCUGUCCCCCGAGAGCCCCGCGGGCCCCAGGCCCAUCUACCACGUCCUGUGAUCAGGGGGGGGGAGACGGACCCCCAAAGCUGGGGGCCGCCAGGUGGGAAGGACAACAGGAACAUUUGCAGAGUGCAUUACCGACCCCCCAAAUCCCCCCCAGCUCCCCCCAUCUCCCCAACAGUUCAAAAGCACUAGCAUGUACGCUCAACCGACGCCAACAUUUCUCGAAGCUGACGCUAAACUGAUGCCGAACUGACGCUGAAUUUAUGUUAAUGUUCUGAUGAAGAGACUGAACUGAACUGACGCUAAACUGACGCUGAAUUUACGUCAAAGUUAAGCUGAAGUGAGUUCACUGAUGCUAACUUGGUGCUAAAUUGACGCUAAUGUUAAGCUAAAGUGACUAAAGCGAUGCAAAAUUGACUCUAAACUGCCGUUAAUGUUAGCUAAAUUGACCAAACUGAUGCUAAAUUGACGCUAAACUUUGGUGAUUAGCAACAGAGAACAUUGAUGCCCAUUGGUCAGCUUUUUAUAUUGUAAAUAUAUGAGAUUGUAAAUAUAUACGUGUAAAUACCCGUCUAUUCUAUCUAUGCUAUUCUAUACCGUAAUGGACCAUAUUUAAUAAUGAUAAUAAUAAUAAUAAAAUUUCACUUGACACAUCGUGUAUUUUAUUCAAACUCAAUGUUGCAUUUAAAGUGUUGCUUUUUCUAUCCUUGCUUUUAUUCAUCAUUAAAGCUUUAUUUGUUUUAUAUAA
Molecule: messenger RNA, 1818 nt
Organism: Gadus macrocephalus (Pacific cod)
Lineage: Eukaryota; Metazoa; Chordata; Actinopteri; Gadiformes; Gadidae
Gene: myf5
Product: myogenic factor 5
Exons: 3
Coding region: 406-1125 (239 amino acids)
Biological process (GO): regulation of transcription by RNA polymerase II; muscle organ development; positive regulation of myoblast differentiation
Molecular function (GO): protein dimerization activity; DNA-binding transcription factor activity, RNA polymerase II-specific; RNA polymerase II cis-regulatory region sequence-specific DNA binding
Source: RefSeq, a predicted model, not a curated record